UUUUAAGAUAUAUACAAAAAAUCCAACAAAUCUUCAAAAUCAAAAUUCGAAUAUUCGUUUUAUUUAUUAUUUUCUUCUUCUUCUCCUUCUUCAAUCUUUCCUCUGUCAUUCAGAUUUGGAGAAGACAGAGACAGACAGAGAGGAGAAGGAUUCGUGUAAGCAAGCACAAAAAGUUUCCUUUCUUCUAUCUCUCUCUCUCCUUUCGACCAGAAGAUAGAGAAAAUGGAGAGAGAAGGAGAAACAACAAUCGGCGAGGUUGCUCCGGCGACUCCGAGAAGAUGUUCUCUGAGCUUUUGGGAGGUCACGACAGCUUCCGUCGUCGUUUUGGGUUUUCUUGUUGGCCUUCUUUGCGUUUAUCUCACAAUGCCUCAAUCUGAUUACAGCUUCCUCAAGCUCCCUCGUAAUCUCCAAGAUCUUCAGAUUCUCAGAGACAAUCUGGAGAUUUACACAAGUGAUUACACAGUUCAAGUUCUUGUCGGAUAUUGUCUGGUGUAUGUUUUUAUGCAGACAUUCAUGAUCCCCGGAACUGUCUUCAUGUCUUUGCUUGCUGGUGCUCUCUUUGGAGUUAUCAAAGGAAUGGCUCUCGUUGUCUCCACCGCAACAGCUGGUGCUUCCUCUUGCUUCUUCCUCUCGAAGCUCAUCGGCAGACCUUUGAUCUUCUCCCUGUGGCCCGACAAGCUCAUCUUCUUCCAAGACCAGGUUGCGAGGAGGAAAGAUGGGUUGCUGAACUAUAUGCUCUUCUUGAGACUAACACCGACAUUGCCUAACACGUUCAUUAAUGUUGCUUCUCCUAUUGUCGAUGUUCCUUACCAUAUCUUCUUCCUCGCUACAUUCAUUGGUCUGAUUCCUGCUGCUUAUGUCACUGUCCGGGCUGGGAUCGCUCUUGGAGAGCUGAAAUCAUUGGGAGAUCUCUAUGACUUCAGCUCGAUGGCGACUCUGUUUCUCAUCGGUGUGCUCUCUGUGACUCCAACCCUUAUUAGCAAGAAAAAGGUGUAGAAGAAGAAGUUCAAUGGAAUCAUAAGACAAAGCCUUCUCAUGGAUAUGAUGAUGACGAUGAUUACAAAAGCCUCUCUUGUGUGUAUAUAUUUAGAAUGUUUAGGGCCUAUUUCAAAACCCACCUGUUCUCUACAUGCUUUUAAACUUUUUAAAAAAUGUACUAGAAUGCAUCUCAAACGGGUUGCACUUGCAUGGGCCUUUUAACAAUAUGUUUAUAGGGCCUAGUUUAUAAUCAAAAUUAUCCAUAAAAGUUGUCUGA
Molecule: messenger RNA, 1255 nt
Organism: Brassica napus (rape)
Lineage: Eukaryota; Viridiplantae; Streptophyta; Magnoliopsida; Brassicales; Brassicaceae
Exons: 3
Coding region: 223-996 (257 amino acids)
Source: RefSeq, a predicted model, not a curated record